Messenger RNA from Ziziphus jujuba (common jujube), 1245 nucleotides. RefSeq lists its product as uncharacterized. The transcript has 9 exons. NCBI's taxonomy places the organism in Eukaryota, Viridiplantae, Streptophyta, Magnoliopsida, Rosales, Rhamnaceae. The coding region runs from base 397 to 981 and encodes 194 amino acids. The record is from RefSeq and is a predicted model, not a curated record. Gene Ontology annotation, cellular component: TRAPPI protein complex; TRAPPIII protein complex; TRAPPII protein complex. Gene Ontology annotation, biological process: endoplasmic reticulum to Golgi vesicle-mediated transport.
AAGAAAUAAAAAUAUUCGACAAGUAAAUCAUGAGGUAAACCAAUAUUUACCAAGCUCAUGUCUUUUUAUGUGAACCCGCAACAAGGUUCGGCGAAGACAGUGAAGCACCGGACAUCCGUACGACAGUCGUGAGGGCGUCACAAGCUACAGUCGUCGGAGUGGUUCAUCUUCGCCUCUUAUGAGUCUUAUUGGGUCUUCACCCGCACUCUUUUCCUUCGUUUCGCAACCAUCCCACUUCCCGAUCUACCAUUUGUUCUGACUGUUCCUCCAUUAUCGACUGACUUCUUUUUCUGAUCUACCCAUUUCUUCUUCUGGGUUUCAGGCGCUUGAACCAAACCAGGUCCUCCUCCUUUGAGAAGGACGAGAGCUAGACAAAGAAGAAAUUAGAGGUGAACUAUGAUUGGGGUUGGGAAGAUCAAGCAAUACUCCAAUGUACUUGACAAGCCCCUCAGCAAGGGCAAACAGGAGGUCAGUUUGAGUGCUUUUGCAUUCUUGUUUUCAGAGCUUGUGCAGUACAAUCAGACACAAGUUGACAAUAUUUCAGAGCUAGAAAGGAGGCUCGAGGAUGCAGGCUAUGCUGUUGGUGCUCGAGUUCUGGAACUCCUUUGCCAUCGAGAUAAGGGAAACAGAAGGGAGACACGGUUGUUGGGUAUUCUAUCUUUUGUACACAGCACAGUGUGGAAGGUGUUAUUUGGGAAGGUAGCUGACUCACUUGAGAAAGGCACUGAACAUGAAGAUGAGUACAUGAUUAGUGAGAAGGAGCUCCUUGUGAACAGAUUUAUUUCAAUCCCAAAAGACAUGGGGACAUUUAAUUGUGGGGCAUUUGUUGCUGGAAUUGUAAGGGGUGUUUUGGAUGGUGCUGGCUUUCCAGCUGUGGUAACAGCACAUUUUGUACCUGUGGAGGGUCAGCAGCGACCUCGCACAACCAUUCUAAUAAAAUUUGCUGAAGAGGUACUAAGAAGAGAAGCAAGGUUGGGUUGAGUGGAUUUGUGCCUCGAUCAUCUGAUGUAGGUGUUUUCAUUGCUCCACAAAAUAACCAAAGAAUGGGUGAAAAUGUAUGAGAUGCAGCACAAAAUGAUUCAUUUUACUGUGAACGCAAUGUUACAUUACUGAUCACAAAGUGAAAUUAGUAUUUAGUGUGUGGAAUGUAAAAAUAAAAAAUCGUAUCAGUUGCUCAUAUGAACUCAACGUUACCAUUUACAGCGUCUGGUUUUUGUAGAAAAGGCCUUUACUUUCAUGGAGAAA